Xiphias gladius (swordfish) is the source of this 6527-nucleotide messenger RNA. RefSeq names its product TBC1 domain family member 8B (gene tbc1d8b). The transcript has 21 exons. Gene Ontology annotation, molecular function: calcium ion binding. The coding region runs from base 175 to 3579 and encodes 1134 amino acids. The record is from RefSeq and is a predicted model, not a curated record. Lineage: Eukaryota; Metazoa; Chordata; Actinopteri; Istiophoriformes; Xiphiidae.
UCGUCAGAAACUACAAUCCCAUAAUUCUUUGCGACUUUGGCAGCAUUUCUUGUCUACGUGGGAAGGGAGGGAUUCGGACACAAACAAAUUUCAACGGAUUUAAUGUUGGGCUACGUUGCCGAUAACCGUGACAUGUCAGGUGGAUUUGAGAGAUAACUCCAUGACAUAUGAAACAUGUGGCUCAAACCUGAAGAGAUUCUGCUGAAGAACGCCUUUAAAUUAUGGGUCACCGAGAAGGAUAACGACUAUUUCGUACUGCAAAGGAGACGAGGGUACGGGGAAGGUGGCGGCGGUUUGACAGGCCUCCUUGUGGGAACUCUGGAUACUGUGUUGGACUCCACAUCCAAAGUUGCUCCCUACCGUAUUCUUCACCACACACCAGACUCACAAGUGUACUGGUCAAUAGCAUGUGGUGUCACCAAAGAGGAAAUUGUUCAGCACUGGGAUUGGCUGCAGCAGAACAUCAUGAGGACGCUCUCUGUUUUCGACUCCAGCGAAGACAUCACCAGCUUUGUACAGGGCAAGAUUAGAGGUCUUAUUGCUGAGGAAGGGAAGGCAUCCCUGGUGCUGGAGGACGAUCCUGAGAAGUUCCGAGAAGCACUUUUGAGGUUUGAGAAGUGGUUUGAGCUGCCACCAGAGGAAAAGCUGGUCACAUAUUACUCAUGCAGCUACUGGAAAGGCAAAGUGCCCUGUCAGGGCUGGCUCUACCUCAGCACUAACUUCCUGUGCUUCUAUUCAUACCUGCUGGGAGCUGAGGUGAAACUGGUCAUCUCGUGGGACGAGAUCUGGAGGCUGGAGAAAACCUCUAACGUUAUUCUGACUGAGAGCAUCCAUGUCUUGGCUCAUGGAGAGGAUCACUACUUCUCCAUGCUGCUGCACCUUAAUGAAACCUUCGUUAUCAUGGAACAGCUGGCUGACUACUCUAUCAAGCGUCUUUUUGACAAAGAGGCCUUCCAAAGAGAGUCAGCGCUCUUCGAUCCCCUGCAAAUUACCAAGCGAGGCCUAGAAGCUCAUGCAAAGAGUGCACAGUUUCGGACGUUUUUCAGGCUUCCGAAGGAGGAAAACCUCUUAGAGGUGCACGAGAGCUUCCUGUGGGUGCCCUUCAGCCAUUUUAACACACUUGGCAAGAUCUGUCUGUCUGAGAACUACCUGUGUUUCGCCAGUCAGGAUGGAAGUCAAUGCCACGUCAUCAUUCCAAUGCGAGAGGUCGUUAAUGUUGAGAAGCCAGAAUCCAGCAGCAGGGCUUUAACGGUGUGUGUGCGUGGCAAGAGGGCGCUGCGUUUCUCUGAGGUGCGGGACUACCAGCGGCUUGCCAACACAAUUCGUAGCAGGUGUGGCAUCAGUGCCAGCCCUCAGCACUCUGCUUCAUCAGAGGCCAUACGAGGCGAAUGCCAGUCACUAAUCAACCACUUUGAGGACAAUCCAGAGGAUGUAACUCUGAUGGUUGGACAGAAAGAUUGCAGCAAGGCAGUGAGCACCGAGGCUCUCAUGACUGUUUUCCACCCCCAGGAUGUCGAAAACCUUGACCCCAAAAUGCUUAAAGAAAAGAUGAAGGAGCAGUCUUGGAACAUCCAUUUUGCUGAAUAUGGACGUGGCACGAGUAUGUUCUUCACCAGGAAGACACAAGACUUGAUUGUUCGUGGUGUUCCUGAGGCCUUGAGGGGAGAGCUGUGGAUGCUUUUUUCAGGAGCUGUGAACGACAUGGCCACUCACCCCGGCUAUUACACUGAGCUGGUUGAACAGUCUCUGGGCACAAGCACUCUGGCUACAGAUGAGAUUGAAAGAGACUUACACCGCUCUUUGCCAGAGCACCCUGCCUUUCAGAGUGACACAGGAAUCUCGGCUCUACGCAGAGUCCUUACUGCCUAUGCCUACAGGAACCCUAAAAUCGGAUACUGCCAGGCCAUGAACAUUCUCACCUCAGUUCUCCUGCUCUACGCAAAAGAAGAGGAGGCCUUCUGGCUCUUAGUAGCCGUCUGUGAGAGGAUGUUGCCGGAUUACUUUAACCGUCGAAUAAUUGGUGCUUUGGUCGACCAGGCAGUGUUCGAGGAUCUGAUUCGAGAAAACCUCCCCCAGUUGGUGGAGCACAUGACAGACCUGAGUUUCUUCUCAUCCGUGUCCUUGUCCUGGUUUCUCACUCUCUUCAUCAGUGUCCUGCCCAUAGAGAGCGCUGUGAACGUGGUGGACUGUUUUUUCUACGAUGGCAUAAAAGCAAUUCUGCAGCUCGGCCUGGCUGUGCUGGACUACAACAUGGAGGCUCUGAUCAGCUGCAACGACGAUGCAGAGGCCGUCACCAUCCUCAACAAAUUCUUUGACAGUGUUACAAACAAAGACAGUCCAUUGCCCCCAACAGUGCAGCAAGCUUCAGUGGGCAAUAAUGAUAAAGCAUCCCACUUGAAUGUAGAUAUCAGUGAACUCAUCCGAGAGGCCUACGAGAAAUAUGGAAACAUCCGUUCAGAGGAGGUCGAGAGCUCACGGAAAAGAAACAAACUGCAUGUGAUCCAGACACUGGAGGAUACAACCAAGCAAAAUGUAAUUCGGGUGGUGUCCCAAGAAGUCAGAUUCAGUGCCUCACACCUUGAUGAGCUUUAUAAUUUGUUCAAAAGGCAGCAUUUCCUCAGCUGCUACUGGACAAUGCAGAGCCCAGCUCUUCUACAUCAUGACCCCAGCCUGGCCUAUUUAGAGCAGUACCAGUUGGGUUUCCAACAAUUCAGCGUGCUCUUCUCCCUACUGGAGCCCUGGGCUUUCUGCAGCACCAAGUGCACCCUCUCCCUCUGGGUCUUCCGCCUGAUAGAUGAGAACCAGGACGGCCUUGUCAACUUUAAAGAGUUCUGCUGUGCCCUUGAUACGUUGUACAGUGGAUCUUUCACAAAUAAGCUGAAAUUCCUCUUCAAGCUGCACCUGCCACCAGCUUUUACAGGUAGUCCUUUGCACUUAAAGGAACAAAGAAUCCAGCACUUUAAUCCAGUGACUGAAGACUCUUCUCGCUUGAGUAGACUCACUGCAUUUGAUCUUCCAGAGGAUGGUGUGAUAAGGAAAAGCCCUGAAAGAGGUAGAGGAAAGGUGGACCUGCAGGCCUACCUGAAACAAUGGCAAAAUGAAAUACUGAAGAAAGAGGAAACUAUCAAGGACCUACCCCGUAUUAAUCAGACUCAGUUCAUCCAGUUCUCCAAGACCCUGUACAACAUUUUUCAUGGCGACCCAGAGGAGGAAUCUCUGUACCGAGCCGUGGCCCAUGUGACCAGCCUUCUCCUGAGGAUGGAGGAGGUGGGACGGAGGCUGCAGGAGCCGAGUAGCCCGCCUGAGUCCACGAAGCUUACCAGUACCUCUGCUGCGGAGGAGUCUUCAACCGAAGAAGCUUCUAGCACCCCGGAGAGCUCCGACACCUCCAGCUCCCACAACAGUCAGGAAGCAGGGCCCGACCUCUCGGAGGUGGAGUGGUCGUUUUCGUUCGAGCAGGUCCUGGCUUCUCUGCUCAACGAGCCGAUCAUAGUCAGCUUUUUUGAAAGACCUAUUGACAUUCAGACUAAACAGGGACAAGCUAAGGUUGCCCAGCUGAAGCUAAAGGUAAAUAAGUGAAAGGAUACAUUGCUUCUGAUCUAAACCUAGAAGUCACCAUGAAUUUCCUUUCUCUUGGAUUGGGCAGUGGGUUUUUUGGUGAGACAGAAAGCAAGUGGUAUCAUAAAUGGAGAGGAGACAUCAGAUUUCAAAAUCUGGGAUGCUGUGUGUGUGUGCGUGUGCGUGUGCAUGUGCAUGUGGGGCUUGGAAGACGUGCAACAUCUUUAAGCAUUUCAAACACUGUAGUAAGAAUCCACUGACCAACAACUUCAGUGCAUUUUUCUGAUGAGCCUCGUUGCAAACAUAUUGUAGGCUGUUGUUCCUCAUUUCUAAUGAUGCAUUUUCAGCCUCACUGAUGAAAUGCAUCCUCUCAUGUAGCCUGAGAUUCUUCAGAUUUGAACUGUAGUGUAAAAUAUUUUUCCCCUUUAUGCCGUGGAGCAUAUACACUAUAGUUUUAUAUUGUAUAAGGGACAUUCUGUCCUGUCCUCUGUAUUUAGAAAGACAGUAGAGUUUGUCCUUCCUGCUGUCUCUGAUGUACACCUCCAUAACGAAUGACGUAGACAAGGUGACUGAAAGUCCACAGGGAGAUUUUCCUUCUGGAUGUCUUGAUAUAUUUUAUCUUUCAGAUUUGAUCUUUUCAUCCUGUAAAUGCUAAUGUGUCCUGUGACUUCAUUGUCUCCUGGUGAGUAUAUCCUGUAAAUGUCAGCUUAUUGUGAGAAACACCAGCUUUUCAGUUGACACAGGCACAGAAUACACAGUGGUUCAGUGAGCAAGGACAAGCUGUAGUAUUGUCCAUGGAAGCCACAAACCAAUUUCAGAGAUCUACAGAGAUCUGAGGGAAGAUGUCAGAUACGUUUUAUUGAGAGCAUAAAGGGUUCAGUUACGGUAUUAUGCAUUUGCAAUAACAUGAGAGAAUGCCGUACUGCCACAGCGCACUCGUCUGUCUCCGCCCUGCAACAGCAGCACAUGAAGUAACAUAGAACGACUUCAAGUAUAUCACACUUGAAACUAUGAUCUGUAAAGGUAAACUAGUUUGAAUUUCACAGUGCUGCUGCGGGGAGACCACUUGUGUCCUCUGAAAUUGUGUAGGAAAUGUCCUGUGUGUGAUCUUCACAGUGUGAGUGAGUGAUGUAUUGUUUGCUUAUUUCUGUCAUACUCUACAUGUAGGAUGUUAUGCUCUAGUAUUGGUGCAGCAUUUUGUACAUAAAGGUCAGCUCAGUAGUCGUUUGAUCAUUGUAUUUAUGAGGCUUGUAUUGAAAAUGUAAUAUAUGAGAUAGUGGACUGUUGUGGACACACCUUAAACCUUUUGAAGGACAUUUUGUUUUAUCAAAUCUCAGGGUGCAAUUUGUGUAAAAUAAAAGGGAGAAAAUGGAUAUUUUUUGACCUGGGACAUAUAAAGUAUAUGAAUGAGUUAUAAAUAGCCUACAUCUUGUCUGGAACGUAAAUAUCGAGCAUGUGUAGCAUAGUUACAGGAUUUGCCACAUUAUGCUAGCUUUCGACAAAGAGCAACUAUUACUGCUUGUUACAGGAAGCCAGACUUGACUUACAGUAUUUCAGUUGUUGUUUUCUUCUUAUCUGUGCACUUUCUGCCUCUUUUCUUUGUUCUUGCUUCUGUCUCAGUGAAUAAUUUGCACAGCUGCUUGAGAUUCACAAUCUGUAGAUAUAUGCCUGUAUCUUGGCUGGAUCUCAGAGGUGCAGCAUUCUAUCUCCAGGGGCAGAAUUUGCAAAUUUAUAGAGCUUUAUCUCUGCUUGUGUAGGGAAAGUGUUUUAGAAGCUUCUUAAGUGCAAGUGCAAUUCUGUGCUAUAUUUUUUAUUAUUUUGCCAUUUGCUGGGAACAUUUUGUUAUUUUCUUAAUGAAGUACUUAUUUUUUCACUUAAGACUUUAGGACCAAUCUGAAGUGUAUUUCAUUGUGUAAUUGUAGGGUAAUUGACGUAGAGGAGCUUGUUGAAGUCAGCUGUACAUACUCCUUUCAGUUCUCAUUGGGACUGAAAAUAAAAAAAAUACUGUGUUUACAUGACUGAUAUAAAAACAAAAACAGAAAAAUCAAAACCCGCCCCUCAUCUUUGAUAUGUUGUCACGCCCGAAAUCCAAAGCAUAAUCAGUGACUUCAGUUCAAUGAGCCAUAAUGUAACAGUGCUGAGGCAGCAGAGUUUCAACAGGAGAGCUCAGCCUAGGGCUUCAGGAGCGGAGUAGCUGAACAUAUUGCAGCCUUUCAAAACAGCAGCUUUAUUUCCAUCAUUUCCAUUAUUUCCAUUCAGUCAUCUGUGACCACGGUCCAACUAUUUCAGCACGACUGUUCACCUGCAGUUUCGGGCUGCGUUUGUACCAUCUCCAAACUUCAAGGAAUGAUUUUAAAGGCUUUUCAAAUGCGACUUACAGCCUCUUAUCAAAGAUGUUGUAAUAUUUCUGCUAGAAUAAUUGCAUGCUUAGUCUAUCUCUGAUGAUUUAUUAUUUUAAAGAUUAGAGAUCACAUAAAGAAGACAAGUUUGCUUUCAAGAAUUCAUUUGUUGUUUUUCGUGGAAGAAAUAUAGAACAGUUGUUAAGGUAAACCAUUUGAUGCUCAGUACUUCCUUACUGUUUCCUCAGGCAUAGCCUCUGAAAAAUGGCACUUGAGAUGAUUUUUUUUCUUUUAGCCUGAAAUAGUUAGUGGUUUCCUCUUGUUGUGGAAAUAAAUUAAAGGACAUGACUUUGAAAGAACAGAGGGAGGGAAAUCAGAGAGUUGGAAUCUUCAGCCUCCUGGCACGCUGUCAGAUCUGCCAUUAAGCAUUCAGAGUGUAUACAGUAGACAUGGAUAAUGCUCCGGCUGCUCCAUUAGUCUAUAGUCCUUAUAUCCUUAUAUUUGCAAAUGCUUUUUAUAGACUGUACCUUUUGAUUAAAAGCUUGUUUUGCAAAAUAUGUGAAGCACAGAUAUUUCUGUUAACCUGCUUGAUUAGGAUUUUUUUUUUUUUUCAUUUCCAUGAAUAUGUAC